AUGGAUAAUCAAAACAUCAUAGCACAAUUGAGAUUGGAAAAUAAGAGAUUGCGAAAAAACAUGACUGGAAUCAUAAUUCAAAUCAAUCAAUUGAAAGAGGGCCAAAAAUGGUGAGUAGUUCUUUUUUUUUUCAAUUUUUCUGUGAAUUUUGAGCCAAAAAUCAUGAAAAAUGCUCAAUUUUGACCCGGAGACCAUAAAAAUCAGAUUUUUAAAGGAUUUUUUAAUUUUAACAUGAGCAAUGCUUGAAAAUUCCAAAAUUUUCAGAUUUCCAAGCUCCAGGGCUCAAAAUUGCUCAAUUUUCACAAAUUUACACACAAAAUUUCGGAUUUUUCAAGUUUAACAUGAGCAAUGCUUGAAAAUUCCAAAAUUUUCAGAUUUUCAAACUCCAGGGCUCAAUUUUCACAUAUUUACCCACAAAAUUUCGGAUUUUUCAAGUUUAACAUGAGCAAUGUUUGAAAAUUCCAAAAUUUUCAGAUUUUCAAGCUCCAGGGCUCAAUUUUCACAUAUUUACCCACAAAAUUUCGGAUUUUUCAAGUUUAACAUGAGCAAUGCUUGAAAAUUCCAAAAUUUUCAGAUUUUCAAGCUCCAGGGCUCAAUUUUCACAUAUUUACCCACAAAAUUUCGGAUUUUUCAAAUUUAACAUGAGCAAUGUUUGAAAAUUCCAAAAUUUUCAGAUUUCCAAGCUCCAGGGCUCAAAAUUGCUCAAUUUUCACAUAUUUACCCUCAAAAUUUCGGAUUUUUCAAGUUUUGCUGAAAAAAAAAAUUAAAUUUUUUCAGGCUUCAAGAAAAAGUACGUCUUUUAAACAUUAUGAAAGACGAAUUGAAGAAGGUAGGUCAAAAAUAUUAGAAAAAAAUUGAAAAAUUUUCGAGAAAUUUUCAGAAAAUGUUGGAGAUUCAGUUGGCAAUGGAAGAAAUGAAAGAAAAUUUUUGA
This is a messenger RNA of Caenorhabditis angaria, 931 nucleotides long. The record is from the annotation of a GenBank genome assembly. Lineage: Eukaryota; Metazoa; Nematoda; Chromadorea; Rhabditida; Rhabditidae.